AAGAUCCGCCGCUUCCCGGCGCCCCGAUUGCUGCCUGGUCCCAUGUGAACUGGAAAGGCACGGCUAUGCUCGUAAGGACACCGCGCUCCGCCAAACUAAGGUCCCGGCCGCUACCAUGACUGAUGGCGAGAGCCCGGAGUCGCUGCCGCGCCCGGCCGGCGGCGAGGUGCGGGUGCCCAUCACCGUACCGCCGCGCCGCCCCGCCGAGCAGCCGCCGGAGGAUGCCGGCUCCGGCGGUUCUCCCGGCCGCGACCUGCCGCCCGACCUGGCCUCCGAGGAGGAGGAGCAGGUGCCUUACCCGGCGCUGGCACCCACCGCCUUCUUCUGCCUCAAGCAAACCACCCGCCCGCGCAGCUGGUGCCUCAGGCUGGUCUGUAAUCCAUAUCCUUUCCCCGAGGGACAACGCACCCCCCCCCCCCGGGGAUACCCCUCCCCUGGACCACCCCUUCGCACCCCGUCGGGGUUCUGCAUCCCGCGGGCUCACUGCUCCCUCGAGCACAUGGUGAUGCCACAACGCCCGCGGGGUCCCCAGUGCCUCUGUGCUGUCCCGAUCCCCACCUCGGGAAGUGGGAUGUGGGGGUCUGCAGGAGUGGGACAGGCAGGGAAUGUGUCCCUGCUGUGCUUAUCCUGCUGGCUUCAUCUGGGGGAUGCACACGCUGAGGUCCCCAUGCUUGCACCAGCCUCGUCCCACUGUUUGGUGUGGGAACAAGAGGGAUGGGGCGGUAGGACAAGGUGCUCAGCCUCAGCAUCCCAUUGGGGUGUGGGGUGCAGGGUGCUGAGCCACAGCCCUCUAGGACCCACAGAGGGGAGAACCCCUCAACUUCACUUAUCUCCUGGUGGGGUGACGAGAAGCAAAGUUUAAGGACAACCUCGUGUUUGUUUUAGUCAUAGUGGGGAAUUUCAGACAGGCGCUGACCCCCGCGCUGUUUAUAUAAGAGAGCGGCUCUGAGCUCGUGUUUGCCUUCUCCUCGCAGAGAAAUGGAGCGGGUUGGAGUUGCUUUGGAGAAGGCACAUGCCUCGGGUCCCAAAAACUCCCCUUUGCUUUUGUUCUCUUCCAACUUGCAGGCAGGGAAGGGAGAGGACAUCAAACCCCUAAAUCUCUCGCACUUCCCUGUGUCCAUUACCCAGUUUAUUAAUGUUAAGUAAGAGAGAGCAGCGUGCUUCUCUCCGCUGUGGCAUCCAGCAAAUUGAGUUUCACCCGAAAUGCUUGUGUGCAAGCAGAGAGUUGUCAGUCUGUCUUGGUAAUCUUCAGAAAGUGAGCUUUUAGCUUUGCUCUGCGCAUCGGCUCGGAAGCAUUGACAUGGUGCGGAUAAUUCAUGCUUUUACCUGUCCCUGAUACCUGCCUGCAGUUUGCUGCCUACAUCCUGCCACUGCUAUUAAAAGCAUUAUUUAUUAAUAUGGUUAUUAUUGAUCUCGCUUCAGUUAACCAGAGCAACCCCUGUGCGUCUGAGCUCACUGUGCUCCUCAGCAACACCCCCAAGGCGAGUGUUGUCGGGAGGAGGAAUUGCACAAUCCUCCCCUGAAUGCUUCUUGGGGGUGUUAUUAGGAGAAAUAACCAAAGGGAAACCCCACAGUAUUUAAGGCCUUGGGGCUCCUCUUGUUGGAACUAGGUUUAUGUGAGCUAUUGACUUGUGCAGAGAGAUUUCCGCUUGGCACUGUGGCGACGGGGG
Messenger RNA from Neopsephotus bourkii (Bourke's parrot), 1670 nucleotides. RefSeq names its product calcium voltage-gated channel subunit alpha1 H (gene CACNA1H). NCBI's taxonomy places the organism in Eukaryota, Metazoa, Chordata, Aves, Psittaciformes, Psittacidae. The transcript has 2 exons. The coding region runs from base 116 to 862 and encodes 248 amino acids. The record is from RefSeq and is a predicted model, not a curated record.